Molecule: messenger RNA, 934 nt
Organism: Terrapene triunguis (Three-toed box turtle)
Lineage: Eukaryota; Metazoa; Chordata; Testudines; Emydidae
Gene: FAM177B
Product: family with sequence similarity 177 member B
Exons: 5
Coding region: 129-704 (191 amino acids)
Source: RefSeq, a predicted model, not a curated record
GCUACAGAGUGGGGUUUUUUUUCCAUGCACAAAUUACGUACAUGAUCACUAAGUGUCAUGAUUCUAGGUUUUUUCCCUUCCUUGUCUUGGAAACAACUUAAUCAGCUUUUGCACUACAACUUCAAGUGAUGGAAGAUACCAGAGAGAUUCUCCAGGAGGAGGAUGGCUUCCAGCACAAUGAGAUGGAGGAUAAAGACCGGGGAGAAACAAAGUCUCCAAGGAGGAUCAUUUACUUUGCAAAUGGUGAAACCAUGGAAGAGUACAGUACGGAAGAAGAGGAGGAGGAGGAGGAGCAGCAGCAGCAGCAGCCACUUGACACAUCCAAACUCUCCUGGGGGCUCUAUCUGCGGCUGUGGGCAGUUCGAAUCGCAACAACUUCACUUUUUACUUGCGAAUUCCUCGGAGGGAAGCUUGCCAUGCUCUUUGGACUCAAUGAACCUAAAUAUCAAUAUGCAAUAGAUGAAUACUACAGGACACAGAAGAAGGAAAGUGAAGAUGAUGAAGAUGGUGAAAAGAUCUCUGAGACAAAUGAGGCAGAAUCUCUGAAUGAAAAACACCACCUUGAGGUACAGAGUGUAGAAUACGGAUCUAUUAGACUCAAGGAUGCUAUGGAGUUUUCUCAAAGAAGCACUUUUGCAAACAUUAAUGAGGCUUCAAAACAUGACCUACAAAGUCCAAACUGUAUCUCAGCUGUUAAGAAAUGAUGGCAACAUUGUCAGUGUGGUCUCUUCUGAUACUGAAAUAACUCUAUAAUAGGACAUGAAUAUAUCAUUAGCAUGCUCUGGGUCUAACAUAUCACAUUCCUUUGUCCAGAAGUGUUAUUCAAGUGUCUAAUAGCCAGCUAGAUAGAGCCAAAAUAGCUCUGUGAUGGAGAAAGGAGAUGGUGAAGAUGUAAUGCUGCCUUCUGUAACGUCUGACUCUUUACUAUUUGAGC